This is a messenger RNA of Carcharodon carcharias (great white shark), 1587 nucleotides long. RefSeq lists its product as uncharacterized. Lineage: Eukaryota; Metazoa; Chordata; Chondrichthyes; Lamniformes; Lamnidae. Gene Ontology annotation, molecular function: RNA polymerase II cis-regulatory region sequence-specific DNA binding; DNA-binding transcription factor activity, RNA polymerase II-specific. Gene Ontology annotation, cellular component: nucleus. Gene Ontology annotation, biological process: regulation of transcription by RNA polymerase II. The record is from RefSeq and is a predicted model, not a curated record. Bases 118 to 1233 code for a protein of 371 amino acids. The transcript is spliced from 2 exons.
UAUUGUUAAGUCUGCGGAAUCUGCAAAACAGGGUUUCAGGCAUGUUGACAAUAUGCAAAUGAAUAUUCUGCUGGGAGUCAGCCCACGUGGUGCAGGGAGUUUGCAGAUUUCAGCAAAAUGGCAGAGCAGCAGCAGCAACAGCAGCAGCAGCAGCAGCAGAGGAGGCAGAGGCUGCCCAAAUUCAGCUCGGAUGAGCUGGAAGUGCUGAUUGCCGAGGUGACCACCCAUCGGGACCAUCUUUUCAGCCGCGCCCACAGGCUGUCACAGGGGGAUCGCGACAAGAUGUGGCAAGAUAUCACUGCCAAAGUCAACGCGGUCUCACGGGUCAAGAGGUCCGUCAAGGCCAUCAAGACGCGUUGGGACGACCUUAUGCGGCGCACCAAAGAGGUGGCCCAUUUGGCACGAGAGGCCCGCCAAAUUCAAGUGGGACCCUGCGGAGCGGAAGACCUGACCCCGGAGGAGUGGCGAGUCCAUCAGGUCGUGCACCCUCAGUCCAUAAUUUGCACGGGGGGACUAGAUCCUGCGGACUUUCCAUAUUGGAGGGCAAUAAAGGAGGAAGGAGGAUCCUCUGCAGAGGAAGCUGGACCAUCAGGAAGACAAGUCAUUUGCAAUGAGGAUGGAGCAAGAAGUUGGACACCAGCCUCAGAAUCUCCAUCAUCUGCUCAUGUGCCACCCUCAUUACCAGAGGCAUAUCUUUCCCACAGGGACUCAUGCCCACCACCCAAGGCCAGUUUAAUUAAUGAGUUUGAUAGGCAACUGCUCACAUCUCAAAACCAGCAGACUGCACUCUUGAGAGAUUUUUGGGAAGGAUUCCAGCCCCUCAUGCAGGACCUCAUACAGGCAACCCGGGAGUUAGCUCGUGAAACUCACUUAGUUGCUGAGCAUACCCAUCAGGUGGCACAGCAGACAAAGGGAGUGGCUGAGAACACCAGAGAACUGGUGCUGCAGAACCAGCAGUUAGUCCUUCACACCCAGGAAAUGGCUCAAAACAUCUCAGAGAUACGCCUAUCCAUGCAGCAGCAUUUCUCCCAAACAUCCCUCCAGCCACUAAGGUUCAUGGGGUCUGUGCUUGAACAACCAAUCCACACAGCAAGUUUACAAGGGCACUCUCCCGCACAUCCUCCUCAACCCAAGAGUCCAGGACCUCCUGGGGCGCAGCAACCUGACACACUUGGUUUGGCACUAACAAGGAGGAACUCUAGGGCCCCAGAAAAGAAAAGACGAUUAGUCUGAGGACUAUGCUGCUCUGGGGAAGUUUGGAAUAGACUGCACUAUCUCAAACGAAGAUGCUGAAUUGUUUCAUGUAUAUUUUUACAUAUUUUGUUAUAUUUUUGAAUUCAAUGUAUUGUUCAACUUUCUUUUUCUAUUUUCCAAAGGACAAAAGUAUAUGCAAAAAUAUAAGGUAAUUUGUUAAUUUUGUUUAAACCUUAUUUUAAAAAAAUCUGUUACAAAGUAGUAUUGUGAUGAUCUAAGGCAAGAUAGGAGAAAGGAUUCUUGAUCACAGACAUAGGGCAGGAUUUUACACAUUGGUGAGCAGGGUGGGGCCCGCUCAAUGAUGCAUACGUAAAAUAACGCAUGGUGACAUCA